Messenger RNA from Brienomyrus brachyistius, 3054 nucleotides. RefSeq names its product BOP1 ribosomal biogenesis factor (gene bop1). Lineage: Eukaryota; Metazoa; Chordata; Actinopteri; Osteoglossiformes; Mormyridae. The record is from RefSeq and is a predicted model, not a curated record. The transcript has 17 exons. Gene Ontology annotation, molecular function: protein binding; ribonucleoprotein complex binding. Bases 116 to 2521 code for a protein of 801 amino acids. Gene Ontology annotation, biological process: maturation of LSU-rRNA from tricistronic rRNA transcript (SSU-rRNA, 5.8S rRNA, LSU-rRNA); ribosome biogenesis. Gene Ontology annotation, cellular component: preribosome, large subunit precursor; PeBoW complex.
GUCAGGACGUGGCUCUCCCGCACGCUUACCGGACUCCAGCAGAUGAGCGGGUCGGUGUCCGGAUCCUCCACCAAAGUCCAAAGUUUGCGCCCACGUGGUUAGCGGUCCCUGCAGCAUGUCUACAUCGCGGUCUGGAGUCACAGAAGACGCUGUGAUGGAAACGAAAGAGAAAAGUGGCAAAAAAAGAGUUGUCGAAGAGGAUGACGAUCAGCUGUCCCUCUUCAAAAUCGACAAAGAUGGAUUCCCUAAAAAGUUGGAAAAAGAAGAUAAUGAUGACGACUUGUCUGACAGUGAAGAGAGUGUGUUUUCAGGGUUGGAAGACUCUGGAAGUGACAGUGAUGAUGAUGAUGCUGAUGAUGAUGAUGAUGACGACGACGAUGGUACAGUAGAGGAGACAAAGGACACUGAUGAGGAAUCUCUUGAUAAAGAUAAUGACGAAGAAGCCACUAACUUUGAAACAUCAACAGAACAGCCCUUCAGUGAAACGAGAGAAGCCAAACUCCAGGGUGAAAACGCGUCCGAUGGAGGAAAGGGUGCGAGGAAGGCAAGGGCUUCGCGAGCAAGAGGAACGGAGAGCGGAAAGUUGGAGCAAGCCCCCGAGCUGGGGGGGCAGUCCAGCGGGCCCCCCCCUCAGGGGGAUGAGUAUGAGCAGGACACUUCAGAUGAGGAGGACAUCCGCAACACGGUGGGGAACAUCCCCAUGGAGUGGUACCAGGACUACCCUCACAUCGGGUAUGACCUGGACGGGAAGAAGAUCUACAAGCCCAUCAGGAACAAGGACGAGCUGGACGAGUUCUUGGACAAGAUGGAGAAUCCGGAUUACUGGCGCACGGUCCACGACAAGAUGACCGGCGCAGACAUCCGGCUCUCAGACGAGCAGGUGUCCCUCGUACACCGUCUGCAGAGGGGAAACUUUGGGGACGCGAGCUUCAGCGAGUACGAGCCCUAUGUAGACUUCUUCUCCAGCGAGACGAUGAUCCACCCGGUGACCAACAGGCCGGCAGAUAAGAGAAGCUUCAUCCCGUCGCUGAUCGAGAAGGAGAAGGUGUCCAGGCUGGUUCACGCCAUUAAGAUGGGUUGGAUCAAGCCCCGGCAGCCCAAGGAGAGUGGCCUGCAGCUCUAUGACCUGUGGGCCAAGGAGGACCCCAACAGCAUCCUGGGCCGACACAAGAUGCAUGUUCCAGCACCCAAGAUCAAGCUGCCGGGCCAUGAGGAGUCCUACAACCCACCUCCGGAGUACCUGCUUACGGAGGAGGAGAAACUGGCAUGGGAGCAGCAGGACCCCGAGGAGCAGAAGCUGAACUUUCUCCCGCAGAAGUUUGCCUGCCUCCGCACCGUGCCCGCCUACUCUCGGUUCAUCCACGAGCGCUUCGAACGCUGCCUUGACCUCUACCUCUGCCCCCGUCAGCGCAAGAUGAGGGUCAACGUCGAUCCGGAGGACCUUAUCCCAAAACUACCGAAGCCCAGGGACCUUCAGCCGUUCCCCACGGUGCAGUCACUGGUAUACAGAGGCCAUUCUAACCUGGUACGCUGCAUUAGCGUGUCUCCCGGUGGCCAGUGGCUAGCUUCUGGCUCUGAUGACUGCACUGUGCGGCUCUGGGAGAUAUGCACGGGCCGCUGCAUGAAGACCAUAGAGGUUGGGGGAGCAGUGAAGAGCAUCGCUUGGAACCCUAACCCAGCCAUCUGCCUGGUUGCCCUUUCCUUCAACCAGACGGUGUUGUUGCUGAAUCCCGGAUUGGGAGACAAGCUGGUGUGCAGCACGACGGACCAGCUCAUCGCCUCCUACGUGGAGCCUGAGGAGGAGAAGGAGCAGUCCGUGCAGUGGCAGCUUCCUGAGGACCAGGAUGUAGAGAAAGGUGUCCGUCUCAUCAUCAACCAUCCCAAGUCUGUCCGGCAGUUGACCUGGCACAGCAAGGGUGACUACCUGGCCACUGUCAUGCCAGACAACAGCAACACGCAGGUUCUGAUCCACCAAAUAACCAAGCGACGAUCUCAGAACCCCUUCCGCAAGAACAAAGGCCUGGUCCAGUGCGUGUCCUUCCACCCCAUCCGGCCCUACUUCUUCGUGGCCACGCAGCGGUACAUUCGCAUCUACAACCUCAUCAAGCAGGAGCUCAUGAAGAAGCUUUCGGCCAACUGCAAGUGGAUCUCCAGCAUGGCCAUUCACCCAGCAGGCGACAACGUGAUCUGCGGCAGUUAUGACAGCCGGCUGGCAUGGUUUGACUUAGACCUCUCCACAAAGCCGUACAAAGUCCUUCGGCACCAUAAGAAGGCCCUGAGAGGGGUGGCGUUCCACAAGACCUACCCUCUCUUCGCCUCCGCCUCGGAUGAUGGCAGCGUGAUCGUCUGCCACGGCAUGGUGUACAACGAUCUGCUCCAGAACCCCCUCAUCGUCCCGGUGAAGGUGCUCAAGGGCCAUACGAUCACACAGGACCUGGGCGUUCUGGAUGUGGCCUUCCACCCGUCCCAGCCAUGGGUCUUCUCCUCCGGAGCCGAUCACACCGUUCGCCUCUUCACCUAGACCAGGUCCUCUUCUUCACCCACCCACCGUGUCCUUGGGGCCCAGAGGCCUGAUUAAAAUGUUGCAACAGAAGUUCCUCUUUAUGCCAUCCCCCCCCCCCCCCCCCCCCGGUCCCAGAAGAGCAGAAAAAUCCAUAUAAUUGAUUCCUGGUCCUAAUACGAGUGCAUCGGCACAGUCGGAGAGCGUUCAGGAGCUGUCGGCCAUUUCUCCGCCAGCCUGCCCCUGCGUCGCCGCAGACGAGAGGCAUGUGCUGAACCGGGCUCUCGGACUUAGCUAUGAAAAAUGUGAGGUUCACAGUAAGUCUUGCCAAUAGAAACAGCUACAGAGAGCAAAACUGAACUUGUCCUAAAUGACUGCUGUCCAGCAAAUGGAUGUACUUGUUCCCCUCUUUAAUUUGAAAAGGAAGAGGCCUCAAUUAGCAGGCUUGGGGUCACUGAUAGGAUUCGGCUGAUGAUGGAUUGUUUUUAACCCUGGAGUUUAAGCAUUUUUUUUCUUUAAUGGAAUUUUUUUUUUAUUAAACUCUCUUCCAUAAA